CUCCCUCUCCCUCUCCCUCCCUCCGCCACCACCCACACGACUCGCGGCAGAGCCCAGUCAGUCAGCGCUACCUCCUACUUGGGAGCCGCGUGUACCUCACUUGCACCCGUCGUAUACAUGUCCUGUCAUGUUGUGUCGAGUCUACUAACUAGUUACUACUACUACCACUGCUCUAUACUCCUCUCUGCUGCCGCCCUCCGAUUGUGGUAGUCUGUAGGCUGUCCCGGUGAUAUCCGCAGUAGAAGAGAGCAGCAGAGCGAACGACGAAAGAGAAGAGACGAGAGGCAAGAGACCGGAGAGACGGCGAGAAGAGGGGAAAGAGACGAGGGGGAGACGAUAGAGCCAGAAGGGAAGAGAAGAGAGCGAGAGAGAGAGAAGAGUCAACAUGGCCCCUAUGAAAUUAUCUCGACCGACUGCCUCCACUGCCAUCCCCGCCGCCGCAGCAACCGCUGUUGCCGCCUACCUCAACGGCCGCUAUAGCUUCACCUCCGACCUGUGGGCCAUCUCGAAUGCCGUGUGGUAUGGCGUACUCUUGGGCAAGCUGGAGAAGCAGGGCAGGAUCAAUGUCUUCUACCGCUUGGAAGAGCUAGCGACCACUCCGGCCCACGCAAACAAUAUCUUCCUGGUCGUGCCAUCCGCAGACGCGCAGUCCCCCACUGCGCAGACGGAAUGGACAUAUGCCGAAGCAUACGAGUUGAUCUUGAGAUAUGCCAGAUGGCUCAACGAAACGCACCGCGUCACCAAGGGGGAAAUCAUCGCGAUGGACUUCAAGAACAAGCCGCAGUUUGUGUGGUUGUGGUUUGCCCUGUGGUCGCUGGGUGCAGUGCCAGCCUUCCUCAACAGCAACUUGCGAGACAAUGCAUUUAUACACUGCGCCAAGGUCUCGACCACGCGCCUGCUGAUUAUUGAUCCCGAAAUCACAGAUGCCCUCACGGAAGAGGCUCUUGCUGCCUUUCGGCCUGAUAGCAAGGGGAAAGCGAUCGACACUGUUGUCCUCGAUGCGCAGGUCGAGGCCACAAUCGCCUCACUCGACCCAUAUCGUGCCCCAGACUCCGAGCGCUCGGGUAUCACUCGGGCGUCGACGUCGCUCCUCAUCUACACCUCGGGGACCACAGGCCUGCCAAAGGCGGCCAACGUGGCCUGGAACAAACCAGCGUCCGGUGCCUACUUUUUCCCGAAAUUGCUGGGCAUGAAGCCAGAUGAUCGGUACUAUACUGCUAUGCCAUUGUAUCACUCUUCCGCUUCUGUACUGGGCCUUUGCCAAGUUCUAGGUCCUGGUAGCACCAUGGUUGUCUCCCAGAAAUUUUCUCCCAGAACGCAGAUGAAGCAGAUCUCCGAGACGGGCGCGACCAUCAUGCAGUACAUCGGAGAGAUGUGUAGAUAUAUGGUCUCCAGUCCUUCCACGCCGUAUGACAAGGCCCACAAGCUACGUCUGGCAUUCGGGAAUGGCAUGCGACCCGAUGUAUGGCAAAACUUCAAGGAUCGAUUCGAUAUCGGGACCAUUGUAGAGUUUUACGGUGCCACCGAGGGACCAGGCGCAUCCUUUGUCUAUUCUAACAACGACUUCUUGAGAGGUGCCAUUGGGAAGUCUGGCCUGCUGGCUCGUACUUUAUUCGGCGGCAAUCAGACCAUCUUGAGACACGACCACGAGACGGACCUUCCAUAUCGGAAUCCCAAGACUGGUUUCUGCGAGAAGGUCGAAACGAACACGCCGGGAGAGUUGUGUUAUUGGUUGGACCCCGAGAACGUGAACGACAAAUUUCAAGGUUACUUGGGUAACGACAAAGCCAGCGGGAGCAAAAUCAUCCGCAACGUCUUCAAAAAAGGCGACGCAUAUUACAGAUCCGGUGACCUGCAAAGAAUCGACAGUGACGGCAGAUGGUGGUUCGUCGACCGCAUCGGCGACACGUAUCGAUGGAAAGCCGAAAACGUCAGCACUGCCGAAGUCUCCGAAGCACUAGGCACUCAUGCCGCGCUACAAGAAGCCAACGUCUAUGGUGUGCAGCUGCCCCAUCACGACGGUCGAGCGGGUUGUGCUGCAAUUAGCUUGGCAGCAGGCCAGAAGCUCGACGACAGUCUCUGCGCCGACCUCGCAGCCCACGUCCGCAAACGACUUCCCAAAUAUGCAGUCCCGCUGUUCCUGCGACUGACACAGGAGUUGGAGGUGACGGGCACGAUGAAGCACCAAAAGGUCACCUUGAGAAAUGAAGGCGUAGACCCUGCACAGACAGGAGAGGAUCAGAUCUACUGGCUCCCGCCGGGCAGUACCAAGUAUGAGAAAUUUUCGAAAGCGGAUUGGAAGAGGCUCGAGGGCGGCGAUGCAAAGCUUUGAUCACAAAUAGAACGCGGCAAACGAACAUGACACAUGGCAGACGGAUAUUUUCUCAGCUACUAUCGAAACGGGAUUACACCAGGGAGCGCUCGAGCUAUGGGAACAGUUGAUACCAGAAGAUAUUUUUAACGAUGACGUAGCUAAUAGCAAGUGAAGGGAAUCCAGUCCAAUUAUGCAAUUUGUGUGGAACUCGAUUUCGAUUCUAUGCCCCAUGUUAUUAUAUAUGAUGUCUAACAGCCUAGUUCCUUCUCAUGCCACCGUCACCCCGAGGAAUCAUGUUCCUGCGAGAAGGGUGAAUGUGCGAUUGGUCAUCUUCACGCCUCGCGACUGCGGGGACCGCUGCAGCUUCACGUCGGGGUGGAGAUCUGGACCUCGAAGUCUCGGGAGAACUGGUGUUCCUCCUUCGUCUCGCAAUAGGAACCCGUCUGGGUGGCGAGCGCGAUCUGCUGGUGUCUCGUCUAGGCGGCGAGGAGUGGGAGAAGGAACGACGGUUCCUGGAUCUGUUACGACGGGGCGGAGAAACAGAUCGGCUCUGUGUCCUGCCUCUGCGACGUGGCGAUGGAGAAGGAGAUUCUGACGGAGCACGGCCUUUUCCGUUGGCUCUGCGCGGAGGUGAGCGUGAACGAGAUGACACAUCACGUCUCCUGCGUGGUGGACUGCGCGAGCGUGAGAUCGAUCGGUCGCUGUAGCUGUCUCUCCGCCCUCGUCGCGGUGGACUGCGAGACAAGCUAUCGGAGUCACGUCGCCGUCGACGUGGUGGAGACCGGGAAUCAAAAGAAGCAGACCUUCGCCUUCUGGGAGUAGGUGAACGAGAGAGCGACAUUGCUCUCUUGCCAUUGCUUCUGGGCGUUGGUGAGCGAGAAUAGCUGCGAUCUCUGCCACGUCGUGGUGGGGUACGGGAUCGAGAUCUGGAUCUGGAUCGCAAGUCGGAGCGCGAGGAAUAGCUGGAGUAGCUGCUGUAGCUGCUGUAGCUGCUGACACUCGCACUUCUGCCUCUUGUUGGCGACUGACUCCUUGCCGCCGGUAAUGGUGCAGGAAUGGAUUUUGGCAUGUUCUUCAGCCAUUCUCUCAUGCCCUCUGUGAGCGGUCCCUUGCCAAUCGCAGUGAAAAAAUUGAUGCUGAAGCGAGUGUUCUUCGGAUCGUCGGUUGGGAACAUGCCGGUGAGAGCAGUCUGCAACCCAUCGUCCUGGAAGCGCGCAACCAGUUUCUUCAUGCCAAGACCAGCUUCGAGCUCUUCGAUCAAGAUCUUGACAAAGAUACGACUUGAGCUCGUGGUGUCUUCCUCAUUCAGCUUGAUGACUUGGAACACUGUCCAGUCAAUGGCAUCUGUCGACAAGAGAUGGCCAAAGAAUUGGGCAAUGAUUCUCAGUCGAUUCGUCUCGAAGCGGUGUAUCGUCUCGUAGUACUUCAAGAAUUGUUCCUGGAACAGCUCCUUCCAUAAACGAUUUAGUUUGCAGAAGCGUUCGCCGAUCAAUCCAAAGAAUUUGUUAAAGGUCCGCUCUUGACUGCAGCACUCGAUGAUCAUUGAUGGUAGCUCAUCUUCACGCCCGGUAGGCAAAUUGAUCCGCAUGAGUUUAUGGCAGGCCUCUUCGAACGUACCAGAUGACAUGAUUGUCAGAUAGAUCGAUCGACGAAGGUUGACGAGAUCAGUAUUGGACUGAUCCUUGAUCUCCAGCGCCUUUUCUUCGGCGUCGUCGUCAUCCUCCUCGCUGCUUGAGGCCGAACUCUGCUCGUCCUCGUCGUCACUGCCUUCCACCUCUCCUAAGAUCUCUGCCUUUAGCUUCUUAUAUGCCUCCUCAUUGGCCUCAAACUCUGGGUCAACCUUGAAUAUGUUCAGACCGUCUUCCGUCUUCAGCUUAUCGUCAUCAAGCGAAGGCCGAUGAGUAAUCUGGUCCUCUUCUUCCACAAGAUCUAGCUCCUCCUUGAUAGCUUGGUGGUCCUUGUAUUUGUCCUUCCUGAUCUGGAACAGCACUUCGAUCAUGUACUGCACCCGCUUGUCGAUGUCGGCCUCGUGCAGAAUUCCUCUGAACUGGUCAUACACAGCAAGUGCAAUCGAAGAGUUCAUCUCCUCAAUGUGGUGUCCGACCUCCUUCAUCAGACCAACCGCGAUCUCCACGCUAUCGUCUGUUGGCUUGUGUAAAAGCAGUAGCAGCAUCUGCGCUGCAAGCAUUUCAUGUGCGACCUGCUGAUUGAUCAAGUGCGCGAUGAAGGUCGUGCUGCUGUGGCACACGCUUUUAUCAUUUCUCUUAUAGGCCUUGCGAAAUUGUAUGAUCAAUCUGUUGAUCAAGAGUUCCCCCACCUGGGGCAAUUUGGUAUUCACAAUAGCUACCAUUGCUGCAUAAAUGGGUGUGAAGGGCAGACUGGCUGCCUGCGCCUUCAUGAUGCUCCGGCAAAACAGUCCUCGCCCUCGCACCAGAUUCUCGUUGAACAAUUCCGGCACAAUAUGCUUGAUGUUGGAAACGUUGACUUUGUUGAUCAGACCAUUGAUCGACUUCUUCAGGGCCUCCCAGGCCAUACGCUGGUACUCCUUCGACGUCUUGUCGGUAAUCUGUGCCUGUAGCGCCUUCAGUCUGGCAGGCGGGAUAUAUGUGCCACCAGAGCGCAUAUUCAACAGCUUGUCGUACUCUGCCUUGGCAACAGCCUGUUUCUCUUCGUCCGUCAGAGGCUUUGCUGGCUUUUCGUCGUCCUCCUUCUGGCGCAUCUCCAGCUGCCGCGCUCGUUCUUUCGCUCGCGCUCGAUCCACGUCUCGUGGCAGUGGUCCAGUGUUGCGUGGGAGCGGAGAUCGCGACAGGGAGCGUCUUCGCAGGGCUGGCGCAUCUCGUCGUGGUGACGGCGAUCGGGAUAUCGACGUGCGCUUGCGCGAGACGCUCUCUGCGGCUGCCGUGUCAUCGCCCGGGCCUGGUGUGGGCAGCCGCACUGCAGAUUCGACGGCGGCCAUGUUGGCGUU
Messenger RNA from Sphaerulina musiva SO2202, 5279 nucleotides. Its product is annotated as long-chain fatty acid transporter. The record is from RefSeq and is a predicted model, not a curated record. The transcript is spliced from 2 exons. Bases 386 to 2332 code for a protein of 648 amino acids. Gene Ontology annotation, molecular function: long-chain fatty acid transmembrane transporter activity; long-chain fatty acid-CoA ligase activity. NCBI's taxonomy places the organism in Eukaryota, Fungi, Ascomycota, Dothideomycetes, Mycosphaerellales, Mycosphaerellaceae.